Messenger RNA from Acanthochromis polyacanthus (spiny chromis), 1611 nucleotides. It is a transcript of the gene hyal1, whose product is annotated as hyaluronidase 1. Bases 69 to 1394 code for a protein of 441 amino acids. NCBI's taxonomy places the organism in Eukaryota, Metazoa, Chordata, Actinopteri, Pomacentridae. The record is from RefSeq and is a predicted model, not a curated record. Gene Ontology annotation, molecular function: hyalurononglucosaminidase activity. Gene Ontology annotation, biological process: carbohydrate metabolic process; hyaluronan catabolic process. The transcript is spliced from 4 exons.
UGUGUCAUUCAGAUCAUGAGACUUCUGCUUUCACCACAAACCACAGUCCUAAGGUUAAGUUACUAGAGAUGAGGUCUUUUCAUCCUGAGGUGUUGUUGCUCUUCAGUCUGAUCAGCCUUGUUUCUGGGCUGCAGUUUGCAAGUUCAUCUUUCUCCCAGGUGCCUUUCCUCUCUGUGUGGAACGCCCCGACUGCCAACUGCCUCUCUCAGUAUGGCGUCGAUCUUGACCUGGGGACGUUCAGCAUCGUCCAGAACCAGAACCAGACCUUUAUGGGUGACAACAUAACCAUCUUCUAUGCUGAAAAGCUUGGUCUGUACCCGAGGUACUCCGGUCAGGGGAAAGCUGUUAACGGCGGGGUGCCACAGAACAGCAGCCUGGAAGAACACCUCAGAGCUGCCGCUGAAGACAUCCACACCUGUAUCCCUGACAGGGCUUUCCAGGGCCUGGCUGUGGUGGACUGGGAGAACUGGAGACCUGUGUGGGAGAGAAACUGGGACAGUAAGCAAGUGUACUGGGAGGGGUCGAGGGCGUUGGUGAGGUCCAAGCAUCCGGACUGGAGCCCCGCACAGGUAGACGCUGUGGCACAUAAGGAGUUUGAAGAAGCUGGGAGAAAUUUCAUGGAGAAAACUUUGAAACUGGGGCAGCAGGAAAGGCCGAAUGGUUUGUGGGGUUUUUACAGUUUCCCCAACUGCUACAACUACUACAGUGGCAAAAGCACUAACUACACAGGGGAGUGUCCAGCUGUAGAGAGAAAGAGGAACGACAAGCUCUUCUGGCUGUGGGCCGCCUCCUCUGCUCUGUAUCCUGACAUCUACCUGAGCCUGGAGAUGCGAGGCCUCAGCAGAGAAGUUCUGCUCUACACUCACCAUCGCAUCCUGGAGGCCAUGAGAGCAGGAGCUCAGGUGACUCCGUGGACGCCGCCUGUGUUCCCCUACGCUCGCAUUGUCUACACCUACACGUUAGACUUCCUCUCCCAGGAGCACCUGGUUUACACUAUCGGAGAGAGUGCUGCCUUAGGAUCUGCAGGUGUGGUGCUUUGGGGCGACCACCUCUUAUCCAGAUCUCAGGCUACCUGUGAAGCUGUCAAGUCCUACAUCGAUGAGUAUCUGGGUCCUUACCUGGUUAAUGUAACAUCGGCCACUGUGCUUUGCAGUCAGACACUCUGUUCCUCCCAGGGAAGGUGCCAAAGGAGGAACCCGAACUCAACGGCCUACCUUCACCUCGACCCUGCUGCGUGGAAGAUAGUGUCUGAGAAGAGACCAUUAGGAGGGAAGAACUACAGAGUUUUAGGACGGAUGUCGACACAUAACGUAAAGCUGAUGAAGUCUGACUUUGAGUGCAAGUGUUAUCCUGGCUGGGGUGGUGAGAGCUGCUCCGAGCCAACUCAGGGAUGAGACUUUUCUCUACGGAGGUACGUAAGUUAGUGACAGUAUUAGUCUAAUGAACAGCAGUGACAUCUGUAAAAGUCAGGAAAUUAAGAACUACAAGAGUGAAUGUGGUCUCUUGUGAGUGGAAAUUUUUGACUGUCAGAUUUUAUUCAUGAAUUGCUUUUGUACUUGCUUUUUCUUCUUGAUAAUAUUAGUUUUUAAAAUAAAACACCAGUUUACAGUG